Dama dama (fallow deer) is the source of this 789-nucleotide messenger RNA. RefSeq names its product NOP16 nucleolar protein (gene NOP16). The transcript has 5 exons. Gene Ontology annotation, cellular component: nucleolus. Lineage: Eukaryota; Metazoa; Chordata; Mammalia; Artiodactyla; Cervidae. The record is from RefSeq and is a predicted model, not a curated record. Bases 87 to 623 code for a protein of 178 amino acids. Gene Ontology annotation, biological process: ribosomal large subunit biogenesis.
ACGUGCUCCACUAGCCGGAAGGAGUCGCUACACGAGGUAGUUGGAGUGAGAAGCAGAGGCUAGUAGUCGGUGCUGUGGUAAGUGCAAUGCCCAAAGCCAAGGGAAAGACUCGGAGGCAGAAGUUCGGUUAUAAUGUUAACCGGAAGCGUCUGAACCGGAAUGCUAGACGGAAGGCAGCGCCGCGGAUCGAAUGCUCACACAUCCGACAUGCCUGGGACCAGACCAAAUCGGUGCGGCAGAACCUGGCCGAGAUGGGUUUGGCUAUGGACCCCAACAGGGCAGUGCCCCUUCUUAAGAGAAAGGUAAAGGCCAUGGAAGUGGAUGUAGAGGAGAGGCCUAAGGAGCUUGUGCGGAAGCCGUAUGUGCUUAAUGACCUGGAGGCAGAAGCCAGCCUUCCAGAAAAGAAAGGAAACACACUGUCGCGAGAUCUCAUUGACUAUGUUCGCUACAUGGUGGAGAACCAUGGGGAGAACUAUAAGGCUAUGGCACGGGAUGAGAAGAAUUACUAUCAAGAUACCCCAAAACAGAUUCGGAAUAAGAUCAACGUGUACAAGCGUUUUUACCCAGCAGAGUGGCAAGCCUUCACUGAUUCUUUGCAAAAGAAUAAAAUGGAGGUUGAGUGACUGGUUUAUGCCUGCCCCAGGAUGAGGCUUCCUCCUGGACCAGAGAAGCAAGGAGGGGUGUGCAUCUACACAUGAGGCCGGCCAAACCCCAUGGAAUCAAAAGGUUACAAUGCAUGUGCGCGCGCGCACACAGACACACACAAUCUCUCUCACGUUUCACUUUGGA